Mycosarcoma maydis (corn smut) is the source of this 1698-nucleotide messenger RNA. RefSeq lists its product as uncharacterized. The record is from RefSeq and is a predicted model, not a curated record. NCBI's taxonomy places the organism in Eukaryota, Fungi, Basidiomycota, Ustilaginomycetes, Ustilaginales. Bases 1 to 1698 code for a protein of 565 amino acids. The transcript has a single exon. Gene Ontology annotation, biological process: cellular response to biotic stimulus.
AUGUCUCCUCCUCAGCCUGAAACCAGGAUCGUCGAUUCGGCGCCCGCUGCCGCUCUCGCUGUUCCUGUCGGACAGUCUGAGUCCAAUGGUUCUACCGCUGCGAGUGUUACACCUGCCGCCGCACCCACCACCAACGGCUCCAGUCUCAAACUCGGCAAACUCAACGGCACUUCCGACGGCACUUCCAACGGCUUCUCCAACGGCAUCCCCGCUGCCAACGGCAAUGCUAUCGUCAGAUAUGCUCCGGGAGGCAAGGUCAAGCUGACCAACUACCCCUCCAUCGCCAACGCUCCUCUUCCUGCCGAGGGCAACGGCUCGUUCAACAACUUCCACCUUGCCGCGCUCAUCUUGAUCGCCCCCGCCAUUGUGCUCCGACUCAUUCCUUUCGUCAACCCCAAGUGGUUCGGUUGGUUCAGCUACAUCCUUCUCUGCGCCCUGUUUGGCGGCCCCGUCGCUAUCGGAUACUGGACCGUCAUGUCGACCUACGGUCCUCGCAAGAACGAAAAGGUUACGCUCCCUGGCAAGCCGCUGGAAUUCUACAUGGAUAUCAAGGACCCUGAGCUUCGCAAAAAAUACAACGGCGACAAGAAGAUCCCUUACCAGACAUUCCAUGACGCCUACUUUGCUGCCAAGAUUGAGCCCAAGAUGCCGCUGAACGAGUUGCUCGAGUACCGAUGGGACUGGUGCUCGAUGCAAUUCACCUGGCCUUUGUUCGAGUAUGUUCUGUUCAACUUGAUCCCGGAUGUGCUCAUGCAUACUGCCAAGCAGGACGAGACUCAGAUCCAGGACAACUACGACCGCGGUGAUGACUUCUAUUCCUGGUUCCUCGGCCCGCAGAUGAUUUACACUUCCGGCAUCAUCUCGGACCCCAACAAGGCCGAGACACUCGAGGAACUGCAAGACAACAAGCUCAACCUCGUCUGCUCCAAGCUCGAUUUGCAAAAGGAGGACCGCGUCCUCGACAUUGGAUGUGGUUGGGGUACCUUUGCUACCUUUGCCGCCGUCAACUACGGAUGUGAUGUCACCGGUGUUACGCUCGCAAAGACCCAGACUCGCUUCGGAAACGACCGUCUCAAGAAGAACGGUAUCGACCCUAGUCAGGCACGCAUCUUGAACCUCGAUUACCGCGACAUUCCCGUGCAGCCUGGACACUAUACCAAAAUCAUCUCGCUCGAGAUGGCCGAGCACGUCGGGAUUCGUCACUACGACAAAUUCCUCUCGGAUGUCUACAACCUUCUUGACGAUGAUGGAGUCUUUGUUUUCCAGGUCGCUGGUCUUCGCCCCACUUGGCAGUUCCAUGAUCUGCAGUGGGGUCUUUUCAUGAACAAGUACGUGUUCCCCGGUGCCGAUGCCUCGUGUUCGCUUGGAUGGGUUGUUUCGCACCUCGAAAAGGCGGGUUUCGAAAUUCGCUCGGUCGACGUUGCCGGCGUUCACUACUCGGCUACCAUUCUGCGAUGGGCUCAGAACUGGGAGGCUAACAAGGACAAGGUGGUGGCCAAGUACGGUGACAAGAUGUACCGCAUCUGGUCCUUCUUCCUCUGGUCCAGUGUCAUCAUUGCCCGUGAAGGUGGUAGCUCCGUCUUCCAGUUUACCCUGCACAAGAACUUGAACGCCUACCACCGCAUCAACGGCGUCAAGUCUCACGGCGGUCUGCUGCCGCGUCCUCCCAUCAGCAAGUUCAAGUCGGUUUACAACUGA